This is a messenger RNA of Lodderomyces margitis, 1470 nucleotides long. It is a transcript of the gene DJP1, whose product is annotated as Djp1p. The coding region runs from base 1 to 1470 and encodes 489 amino acids. The transcript has a single exon. Gene Ontology annotation, biological process: protein import into peroxisome matrix. The record is from RefSeq and is a predicted model, not a curated record. NCBI's taxonomy places the organism in Eukaryota, Fungi, Ascomycota, Pichiomycetes, Serinales, Debaryomycetaceae. Gene Ontology annotation, cellular component: cytosol.
AUGGUCGUAGACACAACAUACUAUGACCUUUUAAGCAUCGAAACAACAGCGACAUCCCUUGAAAUAAAAAAAGCCUACAGAAAGGCAGCUAUCAGGUUGCACCCUGAUAAAAACCCCGAUGACCCAACUGCUGCGGCGAAAUUCCAAGAAGUAGGACAAGCAUAUCAAGUUUUGAGCGAUGAGCAAUUGCGUCGUAAAUACGACAAGUAUGGUAUACAAGAAUCUAUACCUCUGGAAGGGUUCGAAGAUCCGGCUGAGUUCUUUUCGAUGAUAUUUGGUGGCGAGGCAUUUAAAGAUUGGAUUGGUGAAUUAACAUUACUACUGGAGUUAUCAAAAUCCGCUGAGUUGUCUGAAACGGAGGAAAAGAAUGGAAAGGAGGCUGAGAAUAGCAAAGAUGAUAAAGAAGAAAAUGGAGAGAACGAACAAGAAGAAAACGAAUCAGGCGGUCCGACUAAAAAACAGAAACAGUUAUCACAUGCUCCUCAUGAAGGUAACGAACAGACAACAGAGGAAGAAGAAAAACGCAAGAAAGAAGAAUUGGAAAAGUUUGAAGAGGAAUGCCGUGUUAAAAAACUUGAAGCCAGAGCAGAGCUAGCUAAGAAACUUGUCGAUAGGUUGUCGUUGCUUACAGAGACUGAUAUGAAAGACGAUGUUGUCGAAUCUUUUAAAGCAAAGAUGAAGUAUGAAGCUGAGUCAUUGAAGAUGGAAAGUUUUGGCUUGGAAAUAUUACAUACUAUGGGCUAUGUAUACAAAAGCAAGGCCAAAAUUUUUUUGAAAAACCAGACAUUCUUUGGUUGGGGUGGGUUAUGGCUGUCUAUUAAGGAAAAAGGUGGUGUCGUGAAGGACACAUUUAGGACAGUUUCAGCCGCGUUGGAUGCUCAAAGAACAAUGGAAGAAUAUGCUCAGAUGCAGCAGGAUAAUGAAUACCAUGCAAAUAAGGAAAAGGAGGAAGAAGAAGCAAAGCUACAUGCUGAAAAGGAAAUGGAAAAGCUAGAAGAAGAGUUGGAGGAAGUACAGAGGCAGAAAGAGGGUGAGUCAAACGAGCAAAAUUCGAAGGUUGACGAUAAAUCAAAGGAUGAAUCAUCAAAGAACGAUCACACACCAAACCCUGAUGAUAAGAAUGUGGUUGAUGAGAAGAAGGAAUCACAGGUUGAACCGCCUAGCCACACUCCCGAGGAAUUGGCAGAAAUGGAAAAAUAUUUACUAGCCAAAGUUCUUGCUGCUGCUUGGAACGGGUCAAAAUUUGAAAUACAGGGCACUUUAAGAGCGGUCUGUGAUACUGUAUUGGAGGAUGAGGAUUUGUCAGUGAGUGAAAGAGUAAACAGAGCUAAAGCGUUGAAAUUAAUGGGUGAGGUUUUCGCUACAGUAACGAGAACAGAACAGGAAGAUGAAGAGGCACGGGUGUUUGAGGAGCUUGUUGCAGAAGCUAGUAAAAAGAGGGAGAAGAAGAAGAGACCAAAGAAUGUAUAG